AUCGACUCAAACAUCACUUUUCUCGCUCUCCCGUCCCUUUUCAUAGACCCUUUUUUUCCCUCCUCUCACCACCAAUGCUGUGUUCCUACUGUAUACAUUGAGCUUCUCUACCAAAAAGACCCUGUGUUUCCAAGGGUCUGGCUAUCUUGCCGAACACAAAUCCCCAGAUAUUCAUUCGAUACAUCCGUCGGUACCGCUGAUCACUGUGACUACUCGUCCACUUGCUCGCGCAGCUAUACACAAUAUACUGGAACAAGUCAUAUCCCGACCGCAGAAACUAUACCGGGACCAAUCUAGGCGUCGACCCUGACUAUCUCCUCCGCAAGCACCUGCGCUGUCUCCUUCACUUGCAAGAGAGAGAAACGCUCCCCCAUCUACUCAUCAUUGUCCAAGGCCAACCACAGCAUUUGUGAACCUUGAGCUUUUGAUCAGUCCACGAGCCCUUUCUCAGGCUCGUCUCCAAUAAUUCAUUUUGGGACCAGCGGCCAGUCCGUUGGGCGAGUGAGAGUUGCGUCAAACAAUGGAUGUUCAGACGCAACAACGAGGACCACGUAUCUUCUCGAUCCUGAACGACAACGACUGUCCUUCGUUUGUUAUCCGUCACCAGCAACCGUCUUCUCCUGCUUCUGCGAAGGCCUCACCCUCGAUAUCCCUGCGACAGAGGGUCGAGAGGCCUCACCUCCCUCGCCAGGCCGGCUACACCCGUGCCUCUUCCUUCUCCUCCACCGGAUCCACGCCUCCUCUUCUGCGACAAUCCUCUUCCGAGUCCAGCUCGAGCAUGGACUCUUCGCCAUCACCCAUCACGCCGGCAUACAGCUAUGUUGACAAUACCGUGCUACCUUAUGAUCCGCUACUGCGCCAAGACCUGACGGGCUACCUACCUUCUCCAUCCACCAUCACUCCAUUUCUGGAACAACAACUGAUGAUCGCUCCGAACAUGACUGAUCCUCAUUACCCUGGCAAGGCCACCAUUAUUCCGCCGCUCACCCUUGCUCAAUAUCCCAUCGUCCCUACGUCCGUCCACCCUAGCCUUCCGCCUCUGGCUGUUCCUUCUCCGGCCACCCUACACACACCACCCACGUCCGCACCUGCGCCGUCCAAUCAGCCCACGACCUCACCAACCACGAACGCCGCCCCUCCUCCGAAGAAGAACAAAUACCCCUGCCCUUAUUCCCAGUCACAUAAUUGUCAGGCUACAUUCACCACCUCGGGCCACGCUGCGCGUCAUGGAAAGAAGCACACUGGCGAGAAGGGGGUCCAUUGCCCCGUCUGCAACAAAGCCUUUACGCGCAAGGACAACAUGAAACAGCAUGAGCGCACACACAAGGGGUCUCAGUCCGGUAGCAACAGUGACGAUUCUGCGCGUCGAAGCAAGGCUGCCAUCACCAAAGACGCGCAGAAAGCCAAGCAAGCCAAGAAGCACGACUCCAUGACCUCAGAGGCCAGCCGUCGAUCCAGCCUGAUCCAUUCUCCUCUUUCCGAGGUCACCUCUCUUGCACCUACAGCUGUUGAGACGCCUGUCCUACUUACUGACGAGUCGACUUUUUAUCCCGAGCCUCCUCAAAUGCUCAUGCCUAUACAGACCAUCCCAGAAGGCGUGUCUCCAAAUUCUCUCUAUCCCGCUCUGGGCGAUGAUACCUUACUCAACGGUGGUUCAAUGCUCCAACAGCCAAGCAUGAACAAGUCCGCCGAGAAUGGCCUGGCUGCCCACGGUCUCAUGCCACCGACUCUGAUCCGAGGAUUCUCAGACCUGGAUACUCUCGCGCAGGCCGCAGAGAGCUUUGACCCUUAUUAUCCACAAUCACAAGGCCUGUAAUACCACCAUAAUCCACCUCAAUUCUCCUUCUAAUGAAAGAUGACGACGACUAUCUUGGGCGGCUAAUUGCUUUAAUACUCUAUAAACAGCGCUGGCGUUUCUACGGAUAUUGCACACGAAAAUACAGGUGUCCAUGCCUUUAAUGAAAACGACUUUCUUUCAGUGGUUUCUUCGAGUAGGACAGACCUGAUGAUAGCAAGACGUCAAUCUUGGUCUUGUGUUAUCAUACUCUGCUGUGAGGAACCGCAGAGGAAGAUGGGUCCCAUGCCACCAUUCUGUCACAAUCAAAGAUACCCGCGAGUUUCAUGGUUUUCAAUGUAUUUCUGUGAUCUGUAUCGAUUGCAAUUUCUGUCUAGGAGAACGGGUGGUGAAUCAAAGAAACAAGCACGAUUCACAACUUGGAGCUUUUCUAAUGGGACGGGAAAGGAGGUCUCUGCGAAGAGAAAGGAAUAUGUGCCAGGAAUGAGCGGAUAGCUAUAUUCGUUGCAUGCAAUGCAAAGACCAGUGCAAAGCAAUACUCUGCCUCGUGUCCAGACGUUUACUGAGUGCACUUCCUUCAUCCUUCAUCUUUCCAAGUACCUCGCAACCCGUUUAGGACUGAGUCGGAUUGAUCUUGGGUAUUUGUAG
Molecule: messenger RNA, 2443 nt
Organism: Exophiala xenobiotica
Lineage: Eukaryota; Fungi; Ascomycota; Eurotiomycetes; Chaetothyriales; Herpotrichiellaceae
Exons: 2
Coding region: 521-1816 (431 amino acids)
Biological process (GO): regulation of transcription by RNA polymerase II
Molecular function (GO): DNA-binding transcription factor activity; RNA polymerase II cis-regulatory region sequence-specific DNA binding
Source: RefSeq, a predicted model, not a curated record